This is a messenger RNA of Aegilops tauschii subsp. strangulata, 2727 nucleotides long. Its product is annotated as cyclin-dependent kinase F-4. NCBI's taxonomy places the organism in Eukaryota, Viridiplantae, Streptophyta, Magnoliopsida, Poales, Poaceae. The record is from RefSeq and is a predicted model, not a curated record. Gene Ontology annotation, molecular function: ATP binding; protein kinase activity. Gene Ontology annotation, biological process: protein phosphorylation.
GAAGAGGGACACGCCGAGACGGAAGAGACACAGAGAGAGAGAGAGAGGGGCAGAGGAAAAAAUCAACCCACCUCCACCACCGGGCAGAGGAGAGAGGAGCGACCUCCGCCGCGCUGCCGCGGUGUUGACCCCUCCCCCCACGCUGGAUCCCCCCACGGCGGCGGGCGCGUCCUUCGGCGGCGGCGGCGCGUUGUUAUGCCGAGAGGCGCCCAGGUUUCAACACCAUUCGCCUCUGGGUUUCUAGCAUUCUCAGAAAGGAUAUGGAGCACACCCUCUAUGCAAGUUCCCCUGUAUCCCACGUCUCGCUGCUUGAGCAAGUUCUUGGCUGGAGAUUUUGUCUUUACGGAGACUUCCUUGUCAUCUCCUUCGUCAAUUGCACCUGAAGAACACACCUGGCUUAGCGACUACCGUGCCUGGUCCCAUGCUACUGGACAUUAGGGUCGACUAGUGAUUGCGGUGCACAUCUAUUCGAGCAUGGUGCGUCUCUUCUCUGGCAACAUUUUCGUAAUUUUUGCCGUGGCACUGGCCAGCCAGCAAAAGUUACCAUCAGAACUUCUUUGGACACUUGGGAUCUAACCCGUAGAUCCUCCUUGUCGGUUACAAGCUCUAGCAGGUUCUGGUUUUCUUUGCUUCUGUCAGCUCUCUUCUCCCCUAUCACUGCGAGUUUUCAGUUUGUCCGGCUUGAUCUUUGGUGUGUAUAGUGUGCACUGUUCUUCAUCGGGCUUCACUUCUGAUGGCGUAACGUGAGGGCAAAGGUGUUCAAGUUUAUUUGUCACAAAGUAUGGGUAUUGCUUACAGACGUUUGAAAAAAGCCUGCAGUGACUUUGGUGAUCUACUCUCCAAAGACAUUCCGGCAAUACGCGUAUGAGUCUUGUUUGUGUUUAUAGGACUGUUCAAAAAUAAGGACAGCUUUGCAUUCUAGCUAAUAAAAUGCAGAGGUAUAACAUUAUUACGGAAGUGGGUGACGGUACGUUUGGUAGUGUUUGGCGUGCAAUCAAUAAAGAAAGUGGCGAAGUGGUCGCAAUCAAGAAAAUGAAGAAAAAAUAUUUUUCUUGGGAGGAGUGCAUCAAUCUCCGUGAAGUUAAGUCCCUCCGAAGGAUGAACCAUCCAAACAUUGUGAAGCUCAAGGAGGUCAUAAGAGAGAAUGAUACGCUGUUCUUUGUUUUUGAAUACAUGGAAUGCAAUCUCUAUCAGCUGAUGAAGAGCAAGGGCAAGCCUUUUUCGGAGUCUGAAAUCCGGAACUGGUGCUUUCAAGUAUUUCAAGCUCUUAGUCACAUGCAUCAACGUGGAUACUUUCAUCGUGACCUUAAGCCUGAAAAUCUGCUAGUUACAAAGGAGCUCAUCAAGGUAGCUGAUUUUGGGCUUGCUCGUGAGAUUAUUUCUGAACCACCAUACACAGAAUAUGUGUCAACUCGCUGGUAUCGUGCCCCAGAGGUUCUACUUCAAGCUUCUGUUUACAGCUCAGCAGUUGACAUGUGGGCUAUGGGCGCCAUUAUUGCAGAGCUUUUUUCACACCGACCUCUUUUCCCUGGCUCAAGUGAAGCAGACGAGAUAUACAAAAUCUGUAGCAUUCUUGGCACACCAAAUCAGCAUACUUGGGCUGGAGGACUGCAGCUGGCAGCAUCUAUCAAUUUUCAGUUUCCUCAGUCUGGAAGCAUAAAUCUUUCAGAAGUGGUUCCCACAGCAAGUGAAGAUGCGCUGAACCUUAUUUCGUGGCUUUGCUCAUGGGACCCACGUAAACGGCCAACCGCAGUGGAGGUUUUGCAGCAUCCCUUCUUUCAGCCAUGCUUCUAUGUCCCCCCUUCACUUCGUUUCAGAUCGACCGGAUAUGCAACAACACCACCAUCAGUUGGGGCUAAAGGAGCUAUGGACCAGAAGAAUGCUAGGAGAUACCCUGUGGGGUCUUUAUCCAAUGGGAGGCCGGCAGUCAAUAACUCGUACUUGAGCACUAAUAACGUCCCAGCAAGAGCAGCUGGCGUGCAAAGGAAGCUAGAGUUGGAUCAUCAGGUGAAACCAGAGAGCAACCAUAAGCUGACGAAGGAGAACGCUAUGAACCAGCCCUGGUCCAGACUACCACCAGCACCAGUGAGGAGCAAAGGGAACAACUACCUUGCUGCCAAGGAGCAGAUCCCUCGGGGCGGCGCGCCUGACAUAGCCGAGAAGCUGUCCCAGCUGUCGAUGGCCUCCACCACCAACCGGGCGCCGAUCGUGCCUUCGGACAGGUUUGCUGACCUGAAGGGCACUACUAGAGCCCACCAACCGGAGCCCGUGAGGCGGCCCGUGCCUCUGGGACCCAGGGACACGUGGCAUGCCCGGAACGACCCCUUCCGGCGCACCUAUGAGAUGCCGGGCGAGAGGGCUCUCCUCCAAAGGAAGCUCGUCAGCUGAGGACCAUCCCACCAACGCCGUCCAUGUGCCCCUUGGCAUCAUCGCCGCCACCACCACCACCGACCACAAUAAUCCAGCGGCCUCCUUCCAAGUUUGUGUCUCCCUUUGGUCGUUGGUGUUGUGAUUUGAAAAUAAAAGCCCACUCUCCCCCGGCCCUGGCGUCGGCGGUGGGAGUGAAGAGUACUGCGUGUUUCCUUUGAGCUUUGUCAGAAACGUGGAUGAUGAUGUAUGCUUUGUGAUUUGUGUGCGAACCUACCGACGAUCGCUUGUUCAUGUGACCUGUGUAGCCGCUGGUGUAUCGUGGCUAAACUUGUUGAUUUUACUUUGGUCGUUGAUCCA